AUGGGCUACGAUAUGCCCAUGCUUAUGAACCAGCAAACUCCCAUCUUUGGCGCAUAUGGCCCCGAGGGCUCCCCGGUCACUGCUGCGCUCCCGAAUCCUUCUUUCCACGAUGAAGCAUCAAUGGGCUUGGGGGAUGAUACCAACGACGCCAAGAGAAGACGCAUUGCGAGGGCAUGUGAUAUGUGCCGGAAGAAGAAGAUCAAAUGCGACGGCAAGAUGCCGAAAUGCUCUCAUUGCAUCAAUUACAAAACAGACUGUGUGUUUACCCAGGUCGAGAAGAAGCGCAAUCCGCCCAAAGGCGCCAAAUACAUAGAAGGCCUUGAGAACCGACUAGGAAGAAUGGAGUCUCUUCUUCGCCUCUCCGGUUUACUCUCCGAAGAUGAUGGGAAGACGGACCUUGGAACGUUGGAAAAACGACUUGUUGACAGAUCUCUUUCGACUGGCGGCUAUAAUGCUACUAAUAGCCCGACAAGGUUCAAUAUGCCACUCAAUGGGCAACCGUCUCAGCCUACUAGCAUAUCACGGCAUUCGACGCCAAGGAUAGACUCGCACUCUAGCCCGCGGACAGCGGCUACUUCACCCGACUCACAGAAAGAGUCCGAGAAUGAAGUUGAAGGAUUGUCAGACAUGAUGUGCUCCCUAGUGACGAACAAUUGCGGCGAAACGCGGUAUAUUGGUUCGUCGUCAGGGUUCUCGAUCUUCUCGCCUAAGGGUAUCCAGUGGGUAAAUGAGAAGACAGGAGAUACUUCUUUUCAGGAAAUGAUUUCGUCAGCGUACAUCGACGAUAAUAAAUGGAUGUACUGGAAACCGGAGAUCUUCAGCGACAUCUUUGCUCGCCGCGUCUUUAAACCGUUGCCUCCAAAGGAGGAGGCCUUGUCACUUUUCCGAGACUUCUUCGAUAACUUCAAUUGCAUGUUUCCCCUUUUCCACGAACCUACUUUCAUGCAUCUGGUUGAGAAACAAUAUUCACGAGACCCCUACGAGGGCUCCGGCUGGUGGGCUAGCAUUAAUGUGGUGCUUGCUAUUUCUCAUCGCCUACGUGUAAUGAGCAACCUCGUUCCUCAAGAAGAAGACAAGAAAGCAUGGCUGUACUUGAAAAAUGCCAUGGGCGUCUUAACGGAGCUGACGAUGCGAAAUACGGAUUUGCUGAGUGUACAAGCUCUCCUAGGCAUGUCACUAUUCCUACAGGGAACCCCCAACCCGCAGCCGUCAUUCUUCCUAGUCGCUGCAGCUAUCAGAUUGUCCCACAGUAUCGGGCUCCAUAAACGUGGGUCUGGAUUCGGGCUGAAUCCUGUAGAAGCAGAGCAGCGCAAGAGGGUAUUCUGGAUUGCAUAUAUGUUGGAUAAGGAUAUUUGCCUUCGGUCUGGCCGUCCUCCUGUUCAAGACGACGAUGACAUGAACGUCGAGCUACCAAGCGAAGACCCUCCAGACAACAUAGGAAACGUCCCGUUGUUUGACGGCAAAGGGAAGUUCAACAUGUUUCGCACCCUCUGCCAGUUUUCUAUCAUUGAAAGCAAGGUAUAUAAGCGCCUCUAUUCGGCCACUGCCUCUAAGCAAUCCGACGGCGCGCUCUUGAAUACUAUUGGCGAGCUCGAUCGGGAGCUCGAGGAAUGGAAGGAUAACAUCCCCAUCGAUUUCAGGCCUGAACAUGAGAUUAAAGCAACGCAUACGCCGCUCAUACUCCACGUUGUUGUGUUACAUUUCGCUUAUUACAACUGCUUGACCACAAUCCACCGGAUGUCUGUCCACCAUGGUUAUUGGACAAGUCGUCUGUCUAAUUACGCAAUUCAAGGCUUGAAUGCCCGACCAUUGAACCCGAGAGUAUUUUUGUCGGCGGUUCUAUGCGUGACCGCCGCCAGAGCAUCCAUCAACCUGAUCAAGUAUAUCCCGCAAGGUGAUUUCGCUUGUGUCUGGUUGAUAUUGUACUAUCCGGUCUCAGCCUUAGUUACAUUGUUCGCCAACAUCCUCCAGAAUCCGAGUGAUGCGCGGGCUCGCUCGGAUGUCAAGCUAAUGAACGUGGUUGUCAAUUUCCUUUCCACACUCGUAUCUGACGAGUCAAACGGGAGCAUCAAGCGCAUGCUUGGUGUAUGUGGCGAGUUCGAGAGAAUUGCGCAAGUCGUUCUCGAUAAAGCUGAGAGAGAUGCUCAUUCGAAGAAGAAGCGGAAGGCUGGGCCAGACGAACCUAGAAAUCCACCACAGGAAGCAAGUGUACCUCCUACGAAAACAAAUACAGGUCAGACACAACCUACCACAAUCCCAUUUUCACCGUCACAGUACGGUGUUCAGCCGCAGGAUAGUGACCCCAAGCUUCCAAAUGGGGCGACGCCUUUCACUUCAAGCCAAACAAUACAUGGAACCAAUGGCAUGACCGACAUGCCAGGAGGUAUACCUACCAUGCAUAGGGUUGGCCAGGACUUUGCGGAAAUGCUUAGCCCCAACACCUUGGAUGGUCUGAAUUUCGGCGGCCAGCCCCCUUUGACGUCUACUGGCGACGUCCCUAUUGCACCGCCAUUCCAACAGCCGUUUGUUCCACAAGAUCUAUGGCAGAUGCCGAUGACGAUUGAAUGGGAUUGGGCGGAUAUGUCAACGAACUUUCCUGUCUUCGAGUCAGGUCCGAAUCACUAG
Molecule: messenger RNA, 2625 nt
Organism: Aspergillus mulundensis
Lineage: Eukaryota; Fungi; Ascomycota; Eurotiomycetes; Eurotiales; Aspergillaceae
Gene: atrR
Product: transcription factor atrR
Exons: 7
Coding region: 1-2625 (874 amino acids)
Biological process (GO): DNA-templated transcription; regulation of DNA-templated transcription
Molecular function (GO): DNA-binding transcription factor activity, RNA polymerase II-specific; DNA binding; zinc ion binding
Source: RefSeq, a predicted model, not a curated record